Molecule: messenger RNA, 2871 nt
Organism: Trypanosoma cruzi
Lineage: Eukaryota; Euglenozoa; Kinetoplastea; Trypanosomatida; Trypanosomatidae
Product: trans-sialidase, putative
Exons: 1
Coding region: 1-2871 (956 amino acids)
Molecular function (GO): exo-alpha-sialidase activity
Source: RefSeq, a predicted model, not a curated record
AUGCUCUCACGUGUUGCUGCAGUGAAGGCGCCCCGCACACACAACCGUCGCCGCGUGACCGGAUCCGGCGGAAGGAGGAGGGAAGGAGGAGAGAGUGAGCCGCAGAGGCCCAACAUGUCCCGGCAUCUCUUCUACUCUGCGGUGCUGCUUCUUCUUGUCGUGAUGAUGUGCUGCAACACUGGUGGUGUUGAAGCUGAUGUACGGGCGUCAGGCCCAGGAGCUUUACCGAAGACAUAUUUUGUUUGGAGAGACAAGAAAGGUGAAGAAACGGUGAUUUCUCUCCGUGUUCCCAGUCUUGUUGAGGUGAAAGGUGAUGUCUUUGCCGUUGCCGAGGCGCCGUGCAAGGAUGGCAGUGAAAAAGUAUUUACUGGAAUUGCCUCGGGGCUCCUGACAUUGAGUGAUGAAGAAUCAAAAGAAUUGGGUACAAAUGCAGUAAAGACACAAUUACUGGAGGAAUGUCCAUUUGAUAAGAAAAGCGGCUGCCAUAUAGCGGGUCAGGAUGAUUCCAAAACCCAGACGAGAGUACUUUUGAGCCGACCAACAACGGUUGUGAAGGGAAGUGAUAUUUACAUGCUUGCUGGGAAUUACAGUUGGAAACUUGCCGCUGGUGUUCAGGGAGCUGACGCAGGCGACUGGGGACUCGUGCUGGUGAAAGGGAACGUCAGUAAUGAAAUAAGUCAAAAAAGAAUCUUUUGGAAUGAUACUUACGCUAUCCCGUGGAAUUAUAACAAACAACACAAAUCCUUGGCGCGGCUGGUUGGCAGCGGUGGAUCGGGUGUUAAGAUGGAGGACGGUACGCUUGUUUUCCCAGUGGAAGGCACGAGGAAAAAGACGACGAACCAGGUUGACACUGAAAAGGAUGAAAAGACCGUAUCGCUGAUCAUCCACUCCUUGAAGGAUACUAAUAGUUGGAAGCGGCCGAAGGGGAUGUCUGCCGAUGGCUGCAGUGAUCCCUCCAUCGUGGAGUGGGGAGAGAAGGACAAAAAACUCAUGAUGAUGACUGCGUGUGAUGAUGGCCGCCGCAGGGUGUACGAGUCCGGUGACAAGGGGGAGUCGUGGACGGAGGCACUCGGGACACUCUCGCGCGUGUGGGGCAACAACCGUAAGCUACAUGAGAGGGGCGUUAGAAGUGGGUUCAUCACAGCGAAGAUUGACGGUGUUGAAGAUAACAGAAAUGUGAUGCUCGUCACUCUCCCGGUAUAUCCCGAGAAGGCUGUUACAGGAGGCAAUGGAAAGGGAAAACUCCAUCUUUGGCUGACGGACAACACGCACAUUGUUGAUAUUGGGCCGGUAUCCGAUGACGACGCUGCCUCCAGCGCCCUGUUGUACAAAAUUGGGAAUAAUAAUGAGGAGGAGUUGAUUGCACUGUACGAGAAGAAGAAGGACGGUGGGGACAAAACAUCACACAGUCUUUGGUCUGUGCUUCUGACUGCGCAGCUGCAGCGUGUGAAGGAUGUGCUGGCGACGUGGAAGAAAGUGGACGACCGUGUCUCCAAGCUGUGCCCCACUUCAAGUACUGCGAAGGACGCCUCAACUGCCACUGCCUGCGGCAAUGCCAUCCCAACGGAUGGGCUGGUUGGCUUUUUGUCCGGCAACUUCUCUGAUAACACAUGGAGGGACGAGUACCUCGGGGUGAACGCUACAGUAAAGAAGGGAGCGGAAGAAGGGGCGGCAGCAGAGAAAGCAGAGUCUUCAGAUGGAGUGAAAUUCCAGGGAGCGUGGGCGGAGUGGCCCGUUGGCAGUCAGGGGCAGAAUCAGCUGUACCACUUUGCGAACUACAACUUCACUCUUGUGGCGACGGUGUCCAUCCACGGUGAGCCGAAGGAGGGGGGUUCUCCCAUUCCUUUGAUGGGAGCGAAGAUGAGUGACGGUAAUAAUCCAGUACUCCUGGGACUGUCGUACAACAACAAAGAGAAGAAGUGGAUAUUAUUGUGUGGUGGCGGACAGAACAAGGAGCACAGCAGCAAUUGGGAGACACUGACGGAUACUACACAGUACCAAUUGGCCAUUGUACUAAAGAACGGCACCCAGGGCUCCGCGUACGUCGAUGGUCAGCCUGUGUUGGGAGAUGCAGAAUGUGAUUUGAUAAAUACGAAAGAUAAAAAGAUCUCCCACUUCUACAUUGGAGGGGAUGGAGUCAAAGCAGGGAACACAGAGGGCCAAGGAGGCGUCUCUGUGACUGUGACGAACGUGUUGCUGUACAACCGCCCGUUGAGUUCCGAAAAGAUUACUGCGCUUAACACAAAACUUUCUAUUUCAAAAGCAAGAGAAGCAAAAACAGUAAAGGAGGGUAUUCCACCAGUGGCAAGUAAACAAGCUACGCCGGAAGCCGAAACUCCGUCUAUUCUUGGCGAGCAACAGCAGAACAAACAGGAUCCGUUGAGGAAAAGUGAAAAUGCGGGGAGUGGCGGUUUAUCCACAUCAGGGCUACCUACUGCUACGACUUCUCCAGCAGCCAAAGAGUCCGAAAAACAGUCAGCGUCGGGAACAUCUCCCAGUGGAAACAAAAAUGUGGAUGGCACUCCCUCGUCUGACGCCGACCCAGCGGUGGUGACGGUGAGUGGAAACACGGGGCAAGGAGAUGGAACACAAAAACCGUCAGUGGGCGCUCCCGUCAGAGCAGAUACAAAUGCCCCUACUGCUGAAACCAUGGCGCCAGAUGGAACCGCAGUGACACCUGAGGCGGCAGGAACGGGUGGACAGGGAGAGGAGGGAAUCCAUCCACAGGACGGCGAAGUAAAGUCUGCGGCACUCAGCAGCAGCCUCGGAAAUUUGUCGCAUGGGAAUAACAGCGAUGCCGGCACUGUGUGUGGGAGCGGACUGCUGCUGCUUCUUCUUCUGUUGGGACUUUGGGUGUUUGCGGCUCUGUGA